UCCUUGUCAGCAUCAUUAUCCACCCUUUUCUCUCAAAAACUACCAAAAUUGGAGGGGGGGGGGUAGCUUGCAGCCGCUGUAGGAGGAGCCCAAGCCUGGUAAGGGGAAGACAUUAGUGUUUGCCGUCAUGGCUGUUCAAGCAGGGAGCAAAGCAAGAGGCUAGCGGGACUGUCGAGCCGCAAGCCAAGGUGGAGGGGAGGGGGUUGACAGCCCAAGCACCAUGGCGGGCAACCAUCAUCAAAUCUCACGGGAUCUCGUGUGAUCACCGCAGGCACCGGAGACGCAGAGACCGCCGGCUCGCCGAUACCCUAGUUGGACUCCGACACGCCCGGCACCGCACCGCACGGCGUCUACAUAAAGCGCACCGAAGGCCCGCGAAUCACCAGCGUCCACCGCCCCCGAUUGCUUCGCACCACGAUCAUCACCUCGGUUCGGAGCACGGAAGGACGCGCGCGAUCGACGACGCCAUGGAUCGGAGCGGACGGAGCGACGACGGCAACAACGACGGCAAGUCCACCGGCCACCCAGACCUCGCCGCCUCGCUGGGCGCGAUGGGCCUCGGCAACUCCUCGCCGCAGCCGCGGGAGCAGCAGGAGCAGGCGCUGCAGCGGCAGCAGAGAGCGGCGUGGUUGCGGCAGAGGACCGCGCCGCCGGUGAUGCCGGAGCAGCAGUUCAGGACGAGCCUGUUGAUGGCGUCAGGGCUUGAGGUUGCGCGGCAGUCCUGGUCGCAGCAGUCACAGCAGCACCAGGCCUACCGGUGGGAGGAGAUGGGCUCAUCGAGCGGCGGCGGCCCCUACGUCUCGCCGAUGGGCGCCGCCGCCGCAGCGGCCAAUAACCCUAGCGCGUGGUACGACAGGGCCGCCGCAGCGGCCAACAACCCUAGCGCGUGGUACAACUCCGCAGGCGGCAACUUCUUCAGUAGGCAGGGCCAGAGCGGUAGCCACCAGCAGCAGCAGUACACUCUGAGCGCCAGCGCCAGCCAGUACCAACCAGUAACCUCGCCGGUGGCGGCGAGCGCCAACGCCAACGCCAGCCUGCAGUACCUGUACCAGCAGCAGUAUGCCAUGUUUAACCAAUCCGGCGCCGGCGCCUACGCCUGGUCCGCGCCCGAUGAUGACAAGCGCAUGGAUCUGAGGCUGAGAGCCAUCAGAGCCACCCAGGCUCAGGCGGGUCAUGUGCCGUACAGGGCGGCGCCGGCGGCCCAGCCACGGCAUGCCCGGACGCUGGAGGAAACCCGGUCGCGGCUGCUCAAGGCCCCGAUUGACGUGCACGUGGUGACGUUCCCCCAGUCCCCCGCGCACGUGGUGACGCUGCUCGAGGAGGGCGUCGACAAGAUCCGGCUGAACGUGCUCGCCGGGGUGACGCACCGCAUGCACGACUUCAUGGACAGCAGGGACGGGCACGCGGUGUUUGUGGCGCUGCUGCGCGCCUGCGCGUCGCGGGCCGGCGAGGUCAAGGACAUCGUGGAGGCCGCCUUCUACUGCAGGCACAACCUGCUGCCGCUGAUGACGCACGACCACGGGGAGGAUUGCCUGGCGGAGCUCAUGGCGGCGGCGGCGCCGUACCCUAACCUGUGCGAGAUGCUGGUGAACCGCUUCCUGUUUGAAAACGUGCUGCUGGACCUCAAAGGGGACCAGGUGCUUCACCACUGCUUUGCCACCAUGAGAUACGAGGACACCAAGUUUCUGGUGGUCGCCGUCCUCGAUGGCAACACGCUUGACUCGAUGGCCUACUCGAAGUCGCCGGCCGGGUCCAAGUGCCUGGUGGAGUGCUUCAACAAUGCCAGAGGCGACGAGUUCGGCAAACUCCGGGCCGCCCUGCUCGACAAGGCCAUCGACCUGGCCAGGGGCGAGUACAGCAACUACUUCGUGCAGCACGCCCUGGAGCACGGCGACGCGCAGACGCGGCAGCAGCUGGUGCAGCGGCUGAUGGGGCAGGCGGUGGGCCUGUCGCUGCACCGCUCCGGCAGCUACGUCGUGGAGGCGUGCUUCAACAAGGCGGGGCUGCUCAACCUCGUGGUCGCCCAGUUCAUGCACAUGGACGACGCCCAGCUCGUGGAGCUCGUGCAGGGCCGCUCCUCCAACUACGUCGUCCACAGGAUGCUCGAGGCCGCCAAAGACAGGUACCCCAAGGAGACGCUGGGGCUGGCGCGGCGGAUCUACAGGCUGCACGGGAACGGCGUCUGGCAGGUGUACGCCGAGAAGGUGAUGAGGGUCGUCGGCAAGAUCCUGGCUCGCCACUCUCAUCACGGCCCCUCGUAUCGCUGAUCCCCUCCGCCUCCGGUGUGGUGUGGCUGCUGCCUUAUUUGUGUUGUUGUCGACAUGCGCACAGUAUCUGUGUAGGGUUUUGGUGUAGGUGAUCGAUCGAGAGCUUUGCGUCUGUGUGUGUCUCUUAUCUGUCGUUGUAGUAGCGGAAGCGACGUGUGUGUUCGGUACUUUGUUACUCUAUUGUGUGUUCGGUUUGUUAGGGGUGUGCUGUAAGCGCUAAAAUAUGUAUGGCAGCGGUACUAUGUUUUGUGUCCAGGUUUAAGUACUUUGAGGUACUUGGCUAGAUAAACACUGCCGUUUUAUAAAGUCUAAAUUUCCCGCCUUC
Messenger RNA from Aegilops tauschii subsp. strangulata, 2592 nucleotides. RefSeq lists its product as uncharacterized. The record is from RefSeq and is a predicted model, not a curated record. Gene Ontology annotation, cellular component: cytoplasm. Gene Ontology annotation, biological process: post-transcriptional regulation of gene expression. NCBI's taxonomy places the organism in Eukaryota, Viridiplantae, Streptophyta, Magnoliopsida, Poales, Poaceae. Gene Ontology annotation, molecular function: mRNA binding.